This is a messenger RNA of Tripterygium wilfordii, 1313 nucleotides long. Its product is annotated as putative receptor-like protein kinase At4g00960. Gene Ontology annotation, biological process: protein phosphorylation. NCBI's taxonomy places the organism in Eukaryota, Viridiplantae, Streptophyta, Magnoliopsida, Celastrales, Celastraceae. The record is from RefSeq and is a predicted model, not a curated record. Gene Ontology annotation, molecular function: ATP binding; protein kinase activity. The transcript is spliced from 5 exons. Bases 1 to 1197 code for a protein of 398 amino acids.
AUGGGGUUGUUAUCCCUCUUCUGCAACUGCCUCGGGGAGAGGCUCACAAAAUUCCCAAAGGCCUCCGGGGACGCCUCUGAAGCAGGAGGCGACGCCGCCGGUGACACUUUCGACCUCUUCUUCGAUCUCCGGUCCCUUCAAAUUGCUACCAACUUCUUCUCCGACUUGAACCUCCUCGGUCACGGCGGCUUCGGCCCUGUUUUCAAGGGACUGAUGCCAAAUGGUCAAGAAGUAGCUGUGAAGAAGCUCGCACUAGAUUCGAGACAAGGACUCAGAGAAUUUGUUAAUGAGGUCAAACUUCUAUUGAAAAUUCAGCACAAAAACUUGGUCACACUGUUGGGUUGUUGUGCCGAAGGUACUGAGAAGAUGCUUGUUUAUGAGUAUUUGCCUAACAAGAGCCUUGAUUACUUUCUCUUUGAUAAAAGCAAGUCUGCAGCACUGGACUGGAUGACACGAUUUCGGAUAGUCAUGGGCGUGGCAAGAGGUCUUCUCUACCUGCACGAAGAGGCCCCUGAAAGGAUCAUUCAUAGAGACAUCAAAGCAAGCAACAUUUUAUUGGAUGAGGUGUUGAAUCCAAAAAUCUCGGAUUUUGGCCUGGCAAGGCUCUUUCCGGGUGAUGAUACACAUAUGAACACAUUCAGGAUCUCUGGUACUCAUGGUUACAUGGCCCCUGAGUAUGCAAUGCGUGGAUAUUUGUCAGUGAAGACAGACGUUUUCAGCUAUGGAAUAUUGGUAUUAGAAAUUGUAAGCGGAAGAAAGAACCAUGACAGCCGCCUCAGUACAGUAAAGGCAGACCUGUUAAGCUAUGCAUGGAUGCUUCAUCAAAGGGGGAAGUCAUUGGAAUUAGUUGACCAUACCCUUGCCAAGUUCAAUAGCGAUGAGGCAGCUAUGUGCAUUCAGAUGGGUUUGUUAUGUUGUCAGCAAAUCGUAGCAGAGAGACCGGACAUGAACUCCGUCCAUCUCAUGCUCUCAAGUGACUCUUUUACAUUGCCCAACCCAGGCAGACCUGCAAUUCAAGGUCGUGGAGGACGUUGGACGACAACCUCUACUUCUGCUACUGCUUUCACUGAUACGAAUACAAACACGAAUGCUACUACAACAAGUAAUGAUCUUUCAAAGAUUUCUGGAGGGGGUAGUUUCAUAGAUGAAUAUUCUAGGAAUUCUAUAUCUGUUUCUUCAAAUGAUGAGGGUAGAUAGUUGAUCAUGACCUCCAUUAUUAUUUUAUGAGGAGAGGUUGUUACUCUACUAUGCUUGUGUAAACGAAAUUGUUCUUUUUUGGUAUGAUAUUGGUGUAGUAUGAUUCAUUUUUAUUA